AUGAUCCGCCGAAAACCCACCGCCAUAGCAAUCACACCCGAUGAUCUUACAAUCUUCGAGGAAGAGCGACUGCGCAAAUUGGAACGUGAAAACAAUGGUCGCGAGUCCGCGCAGAACGGCAUUCGCGUCAACUUUGACCCUAGCGACGAAUUGAAGCCUUUACCUGGUGACAAGGCAAGAAUAGUUAGGUCUCGUGAAGAGCGUAUAGGCAUUGGCCAGCGCACUUGA
Molecule: messenger RNA, 228 nt
Organism: Aspergillus puulaauensis
Lineage: Eukaryota; Fungi; Ascomycota; Eurotiomycetes; Eurotiales; Aspergillaceae
Product: CDC26 family anaphase-promoting complex subunit
Exons: 1
Coding region: 1-228 (75 amino acids)
Biological process (GO): anaphase-promoting complex-dependent catabolic process
Cellular component (GO): anaphase-promoting complex
Source: RefSeq, a predicted model, not a curated record